AUGUCACGUGGACUGCAUCAACCUGAACGUCGUAUUGAAGCCAAGCGCCUGCAAUACAACGGGAUUCAACCGUUCUCUUCCGGUGACAUCGACCUUCGUAAUUCUUCUUCAUGCAUUUUUAUACGAAAUGAAAGUCUCCCCAACAAUGUGACAUACAUAUCUCAGUAUUUUACUCCUCUAUUGGGGUACAUUUCCAUAAAUCAGCAAUUCACCCUCUCGGCUACUUUGAAAUACGGCAGUAACGUGCGAUUUACUUUUGAUUUCGGCGACGGCUCCGUACCAGUCAACAUAGACGGAACUCCAGCAACGCCCCCUCCCAGUCAGGUGCUCUCGUCCCAUGUCUACUUGGAAACCGGCCAAUUCAAGACUUCUGUAAUCGCCAGAUCUGGAGGUGUUCAAAUAAAUAUAGACCGGCUCCUUUAUGUUAUCGCACCUUUAGGUGUCUAUACUUUGAACUUAACUAAGAGCCUUGUAGCCUCAAACUCUCCGGCAACCAUCGUUGUCACUUGGAAAUCGGGCCCAUUUGCUGAACUCACUCAAGCAAAAGUGUCUUGGAACGACAGCACUCCAAUGGUGACAGCUGAUUUCACAGACAAUCAAACUUACACUCACACAUAUCUUGAAAGGGGCAACUAUAUCAUUACU
Molecule: messenger RNA, 645 nt
Organism: Protopolystoma xenopodis
Lineage: Eukaryota; Metazoa; Platyhelminthes; Monogenea; Polystomatidea; Polystomatidae
Source: the annotation of a GenBank genome assembly